Molecule: messenger RNA, 1773 nt
Organism: Cottoperca gobio
Lineage: Eukaryota; Metazoa; Chordata; Actinopteri; Perciformes; Bovichtidae
Gene: mul3
Product: mitochondrial E3 ubiquitin protein ligase 3
Exons: 4
Coding region: 140-958 (272 amino acids)
Biological process (GO): organelle organization; protein ubiquitination
Molecular function (GO): ubiquitin-protein transferase activity
Source: RefSeq, a predicted model, not a curated record
UUUAUUCCACUUAUCUGUCUUACUUAUUCUUCAAAAGCACACGACAUACUUAUUCUCUGAUAAAUACUAUGUGUGCAGUAGUUUACUUUGACUUGUGUCGACUAUAUGUUGUGUAUUACUUCCAUUCACAGAUACAGAUAUGGGGGACUUUCCUGUAAACCCGCUGGUUUUGAUUGGUGUCGGCUCCAGCUUUGCCUUCUCUGGCCUUUUCUAUCAUUUAUACCAAGAAAAGAAAGAAGAACUGAAAAAGCUGAAGGAAAUACCCAUUUUCAAGCCAGACCAACAUUUGGUCAGAGUACUGAGAGCAUCUCCCCACAAGCGACUUCAGUAUGUGGCUGUUGAAGGUCUGGUGCAGGCAGAUGGGGAGCCUCUGGCCAGCCAGUUUGUCCCACGCUGCUUUGGAGUGAUUCAGAAGAUAGCAGUGGAGGAGCACUGGAAAUACUGGAGCUCCCUCACCAAGACAUGGACUUCUCGGACAAUGAACAGAAAAGAAACCAACAACUCGGUGCCUUUCAGUCUGGUCAGCCCUGGAGCCUACUUCACUGACUUGUAUGUGAAGAUUCAAAACCCUCUGGAUGCCUCUGGGUGCUACCUGGACAGGGUUUAUUUCAAAGUGAGACGUGCUGAGGAGGGCUUGAUAGACGUGGUGGUGCAGAGCCUCAGUGGGGAAAAACCAGUGGCGAUGGAGGAGAGCGAGGAGCUGCUGCGGGUGGGGAGCACUCUGACUGGUUUUGGUGAGGUGGUGCUGGAAGGGGGUCAGGUGAUGAGGCUGCAGGCCCCCCAGGGCGGUCGAAAGUACAUCCUGGUGCCCACUGACUACAGGAGCUUCAUGGACAGGCACGAGAGAUCAGCCAGCAUGUGGAAGACGCUGACUGCUGUUACUGGCAUCACAGGCGCUUCUCUUCUAGCCAAGGUCAUUUAUGGCUUUGUUGGAAAACAGGACGACCGGUCAAAGUAGGCUUGAAGAUGUGGAUACUGCAGCUUUUUGGCUGUCCUAAACCUGCCUCAGGUGUUUUAUCUGUGAUUCCAAUGCUAAGAUCAUUUGUCACCUGUCAUGCUGCAUCAUGCAUCAAAGCCUCAGCUACGGUGGCCCGUGAAGGGAAAGAAUUGGACGGAACAUAUUCGAAACAUACCCGACGUACCAAUACCCAUACUACCAUACUAUUUAGUAUGCCAUAAAAAUAUUUUGUAUGUCAUAAUACAUAGUAUGCAGCAUGCCAAAAAUACCAGGAUGUUGGCCACCGUACCUAAUGGACCACUAAAAUUAUGUUUAGUCACAAAAUGUAUCUUGUAAACGUUCUCUAGACCCAAAUCCUACAGCAGUAUGGUAGUUUAGUCUGAUGAAGACCAUAAUUAGAGGAGAGUCUAUGUAGAGGGAAUGAGUAGAGCCUUGCUACAGGAUGAAUUCCUCGUAUAUCCAUUGAUGUACAAUAAGCGGUGACGAGUACAAAGCCUGAAACAAUCAUGAAACUCUCUAAAUUCUUCAUAUUUUGUAAUGAAAUUAUAUUUUUUUAUCAUUUAAGAUAAAGUCAGUGAGUUAUGUGGUGUAAUCAAGCAUCUAUUUUCACAAUCUUUUACUUUUUAUAGAAUAGAAUUAAAAUCUGAAUCUGUUUAGCCGAUAUCCUCCUCUAGCACUUUAACAUCAGUUUUAACUGUAAUGUUUUAUGACCUGCAGUUUGUGUUUUUCGAGAAAAAGAUGUGAAUACUGUUGAACAAAAAUGUUUUUAAAAGUGAUGUGGUGUUUUUUUAAAUAAAACCUUGAAUCAACCGAUU